Rubroshorea leprosula is the source of this 723-nucleotide messenger RNA. NCBI's taxonomy places the organism in Eukaryota, Viridiplantae, Streptophyta, Magnoliopsida, Malvales, Dipterocarpaceae. The record is from the annotation of a GenBank genome assembly.
AUUUAAUUUAUUUCACCGUAUAAAAGAUAGAAUUUUUAUUUUCAUUAUCAUAAGUGCAUAAUUCAAUACUAUACAAAAAUUUUCAUCUGGUUUUCCAAACCAUUACAAUUACUACUGUGCAAGUUAAUUCAUCCCGACUCCAUCCGCCGUCAACUAAUUCAUCGGCUUUCAUCCCCCGCCGCCACAGAUGAAUCCUCCGCCGGCUUUAGACGAUUCAAGAGCAUCAUCGAUUUCAAAACCCGUUGGAGAGAUUCUGCAACUCAACUAAUUAAGCUACGCCCCACCGGGUACGUAGCUCUUUUUUUUUUUUUUUUUGCCAUACGUACGUACGCCCUGGUAGCUUUAGAUACAUGCAUAUUUAUCCUUCAUCAAUUUCGUAAUCUUCUCGGUUCAUCGAACUUUCCGGCGGCGCCGGACGGCAAAAAUGUCAGAUAUAGCAGAACGUAAAUUUCCAGGUUUAUCUGGCUCUAGCAUGAUUACAUUCCUUCCGGUAUGUGAAAGAAGACUGGGAGAGAGUGGGGGGCAUGAGUCUGUUCUGUUGGGAAUACAUAUAUCUCUAAACCAGCUAGGAACUGAGUCUCACGUGGAGGUGGCGGAGAUGCCUGGGGAUCGAUGGGAGAAGAGUGUAAAAGGGAAAAAUAGUAGGAGAGAUGAGGCUUGGCUCGAUUAUACUCGGCCAACUACUCACCGUUGAGUAGAAUUUUCCGGUGAAACUACUUGUUG